Molecule: messenger RNA, 2490 nt
Organism: Rotaria sordida
Lineage: Eukaryota; Metazoa; Rotifera; Eurotatoria; Philodinida; Philodinidae
Source: the annotation of a GenBank genome assembly
AUGAGUACUACAAUACAAACACCUGCAUCUUCUGACAAAUUGCAUGAAAUUGAAGAUGCAGAACUAUGGAAAACUUUUCGUAUUGAUUUUCAACUUGAAGCUAAAGAAUUUCCUGAUAAUAAAAUUUAUGCAAAUAUCAACAUUGACCCUGAAUCAGCUCGGCAACUCAUUGAAAAAUUUUCUGUAAAUAUCUGGUAUAUAAAAAAAAGAAUUACAAAUUAACGCGACGCAAACAUCGCCAACCCUCUACUGAAAGGAUGCAGUGUUCCAGAAUUUAAAGAAUCUGAGUAGGGGUGACACUUUAAUUUUAUUUUACUUUAAUAAAGUAAAGUGAACUAAAGCAUUUGACUUUACUGAGUAAAGUUAGCCUACUUUACUUUACUCGAUAAACUAAAGUAGAGUUACUUUACUCGAAAAGUAAAAUAAAGUAAAGUAUCUUUUACUUUAUCGAAAAAAGUAAAAUAAGAUAAAGUGAAGCAUGUAGUUGAUGAUUAUUGAUAUAUAAGUUCAUUAUCACAUAUUAAUAACAUUCCAAUACGUUAAAAGUUGUCUUGAACUAGGGACUGAAGGCCUCGAAAAGCGUAACCUAAUUUUGUUACUUUCAGAAACAGCAUUGAAUCCUGCCUAUUUUUCAUAAUUUUAUUUUCUAUUUUAUCAAAACCCAAUUUUCCACACCUGGAAUCUCCCUAAAGCAUUAAAAAAGAGCUUUUACUGUUCUAUUGCAAGUCUUUAUGGUUCAAUAGUAACAAGUGCGCUGAUUUUAAAUACCUCACUUAUUCUCAAACGUACCCAAAAAAUUAGAAGGUAAUGGCGUAUCUAUGAGGUGGCUAGAAAGGGCGCCGCUCUUCCACCGACAACAAGGAAAGCAUACCAAUUACUUUGAACUUUUCAUUGUCUUUCUAGCAUGUUAUAUAACUCUAGAUAUUCAGUUGAAGAGGAGUGGAUGCACCUUUGAACUUGAAUAAAACUUUACUUGAAAAACAAUUCCUGUUUGAAAUAAAAGGGUUCCUACAUAGGCCAUAAUCAAUAAUUACUUACAUCUAUUAUGAGUUUAUGGUAAUAUCUAAUACAAAAUUGUAGAGGAUGUAUUGAUAGAAAAGAUCAAAUCGAACCGAUAAAGCCCGGUUCGAGUUCGGUUCGGUUCAUCUUUCUUUUCUAAAGAAGAGUACAGAUUCAGCUUAUAAUUGUUUUCUUAAAAUUAUUUCAGAUUCUAUUGGGUUCAAGUGUAAUUCAGAAAAUCGGGAUAUGGAGUGCUAGCAGGAACAACCCAAGCAGACAAACAUAUCGAUUUUUGACGUUUUUUGAACAAAAAUAGUGAAUUUUACUCGAUUUUUAUGCGUCUUUUUCGGUUAUGUCAAAAAACGCAUGUUUUUGUUGAUUUUUUUCUAUUUUUCUAUUUUUUUCCACUUUCUUUUUUAUUUGUUUUUCUGUCAAAUUACGUUACAUUUAUGCAGAAAAGUGGUUAAAAAGGUAUUUCAAUCAAAAAAUGCCCAUUGUAUCUGAAAAAUUUUAAUUUUUGAGUGUAAAUAAGACACAUUUUUUUAUCCAGAAUUUUUCUGAGCAAUUUUUUUCACCAGUACAUUGAACUAAGUGCUUUCUUAUAUCAGUCAUUAGUUAUUUUUUACUCAAUGUGUCUCUUUCUGGUUCAUUAAGGGUUUUCUCUUUCUUCAAGAUAUGAAUGGUAAAUGCCGAAUUUGUCCUGAAAAGAAUAUGGAUACUCUGCCAAAGACAAAAGAAUCGCCUUUUUGCUAUUAGCUUGUUCUCAUUCAUCCAUUAUUAUCAUAUCUUCAUUUACAUAUCCAUAAGUAGAGCAUAAGUUAAACUACUCAUGUUUAUAUGCAGUCCAUUUUACUGGCUUAUUGUCUCAGAUUUGUUCGACAUAUACCAAAAUGUCUCAUUUUCGUGAUACUUUCCCUUGGACAAAAAAAGCUUCUUUGUCCGAUUCAUUUUUUCAUCCCCUACUACGCUGUAUUAAAAAAAAACAAAUCAGAGAAUGCAGUGUGGAAAGCUCUACAAUUCAUGAAGGACAGCUUAUUUGAUAAUUGCACUUUUUGUUUUCAAAAUGGACAAAAUUUUGAGCUACUAAUUUUUGACACUCCGAAAAAAAAAAUUAACUUUUUCGUACACGAUGACAUCUUUUUCUUAUGUCAUCAAUUAAUGAAUAUUGUAGAGCUUUUCACGCUGCAUCUUGUGAUGUAUUAACACAGCACCCCAAACGAUGAAAAAAUGAAUCGGAAAAAGGCGAUUUUUUUGUCUUUGAGGACUAGAUGGUGGUCGUCAAAAAUAUACGAGAAUAACUUUUUGAUUAUGUGUUUUCAGUUGUAUUUAGAAAAAUAAAACUGACCACUUUUUUGUGUUCUAUUUUUAAAAAUACCUUUAGUAACAGAUGGGUGUGGAAAUCCUGUUCAUCCACAGCUCACGCGAGACCCACAUCCACCAUAUAGCUAAGUUAUUCUUAACAAUAUAGACACCGUUGUUCUUCUUUUACAU